This is a messenger RNA of Jaminaea rosea, 696 nucleotides long. RefSeq lists its product as hypothetical. The coding region runs from base 95 to 652 and encodes 185 amino acids. The record is from RefSeq and is a predicted model, not a curated record. Lineage: Eukaryota; Fungi; Basidiomycota; Exobasidiomycetes; Microstromatales. The transcript is spliced from 4 exons.
GAGCCCGAUUACCGGUCAAUGCCGCCGCCCGACUCGAUCCCGUUUCGUCGAUUGGUCACCAUCUACACGCUCGUCACCAACACACCGAUCCAGCAUGACCUUCUCUCGCUUCCUCGUCAGCUCAUCGCGCGCCGCUCUGGCCGCUCGCCCCGCGACCUCCGCUCACCUCGCCAGGGCAGCCCCGCUCAGCACUUCUGCCAUCCGUCUCUCGAAACCCACCGAGUCCGAGCAGGCCUCGAAGGCGCACCACCACGAGCGCACUCCCGAGGAGCUCCAGCACGAGACGGCUCGCUCUCACGCCAAGGAGCGCAACGAUGAGAGCAAGAUGUCGAGCAGCCCGAACGACACCCCUACCGAGAGCGAGGACGUCGCGCAUGCGCAUCGCAACCACGAACAUGAGAGUCCCGAGACACUGGCCCACAAGACGACGAAGAAGGUGUGGGAGAGCACCACUGAGCGCAGUCAAGGGAAAUCGAAGAGAUGUCAUCAAGUAGCAUUUCGCACUUGCGCGAAUGGUUUCACCUCCAAUUGCAUCAGCCAUUCCAUUGACUCGCCUCCGUUCUGCUUCCCUUUGAACGACGUGAGAGCAGCGGACCGGCGCGCACACGAUAAGCUUGUUUGGACUCUUCCACGACAUUGCGUGAGAUCUUGAGUGACGAAGUGAUAAGGCUGCUCGAGAUGGGCCUGCGAUUUGAA